Messenger RNA from Geosmithia morbida, 1029 nucleotides. Its product is annotated as transporter. The record is from RefSeq and is a predicted model, not a curated record. Gene Ontology annotation, biological process: transmembrane transport. The transcript has 5 exons. Lineage: Eukaryota; Fungi; Ascomycota; Sordariomycetes; Hypocreales; Bionectriaceae. Bases 1 to 1029 code for a protein of 342 amino acids. Gene Ontology annotation, molecular function: transmembrane transporter activity.
AUGUGCGAGGUUACGGCCUUGGGCUUGACUAUGUCGGCAACCGUGCUCUGGGCGGCCGAGUGGACGUCAUGCCGAAACCUCGAAGACCAGGACCUAGCUAACUCGGCCGAUCUAGCCUGGGCCUCGACAAUCUGGACAGUGGAUGGUACUGAGCACCACGGCGCCGAGGCCUGGUGGGCUGCAACGGGCUCGGCGCGGCCCCAUCGUCAGCCUCGCCUUCCUGUCGUCGAUGCCGUCUGCCGUCUCCGGCCCCGUCAUCGCCCGGAGCCUGAUCGUCAACACGGCCGAGGGGUGGCGGCGGAGCUUCUACAUGGGGCAUCAUGCCCAGCCCCGCCGACCUCCGCGCUCUACUGCUUCCUCUGCCAUCCGCCCACGUCUGACCAGCUGCACGUCGGCACCACACCCGUCAGGCAGACGAGGAAGCUGGACUGGAUCGGCAUCCUCCUGCACCUGUCUGGGCGCGUGUCCUUCCUCAUCGGGCUGUCCUGGGGCGGCGGCACGUAUCCCUGGUCCAGCGCUCGGGUCCUGUGCUCGCUGGUCAUCGGUAUCGCCACCGUCGCCUUCGUCACCUCCACGGUGUCGCUCUCGGCCGACAGGUGGGCCGCCGCCGUGGCCUUGGGCGUCGUGGCCUGCACGGCCGUCGGCUGCCUCGGGAACAUAUCCUACCCGGGCGUCACCCUGAUCUGGGAGCCGCAGGACAUCGGCCUGGCCACGGGCGUCCUGGGAUCCAUCCGCGGACUGGGAGGGGCCGUGGCCCAGGCCCUCUACUCCUCCGUGCCGUUGCCGCGGGCGGGGCCGACUUUUUCGUCCGUCCCCGGCAUCACGGACAGCAUCGUCGCCGCCGUGGGACAGGCCAUGAUCAGGGCAAGCGCCGGGUCCUUCGAGAUGGUCUUCUACGCUGCCAUCCCGUCCUCCGUUACUGUCCUCGUGGGAGCCUGCCUCGUGCCCAACUUUGAAAAGUAUCUCACUCAGGAGGUUACAGGACAACCAGUUCAGCAAGGAUCGCUCUUCUUCUGUGUAGAAACAUAA